AUGCAGGAGGGUGCCCUGCUUUUAAGCCAACGAGCUGUUGGGGUCCAUGAUGGCAUCAAAUCUGUACCGCAAAAGGAUCCCCCUCAACAUCUGGCAAGACGUAUGCUUCUGAUGACAGUGACUCAGAGGUGGAGGUUGGACCUUCCCACUAAGGUGUUGCAGAUGUAUCUGCCGUUCUGUGGUAUUGCCAUCUCAAACGCCCAGCUGUUCGCUGCGUCCAGGAAAGAGUACGACAGGAGCAGGGCUCUUCUAGAGGUUGUGAACGAUUUGUUCGAAGAGCAGACCGAUUUGGAGAAGAUCGUGAGGAAGAUCAUGCAUCGAGCUCAGACCCUGCUGAAGUGUGAACGCUGCUCCGUCCAGCUUCUGGAGGACAUCGAAUCUCCAGUGGUGAAGUUUACCAAGUCCUUUGAGCUUCUGUCACCCAAGUGCAGCGCCGACAUGGAGAACAGUUUCAAGGACAGCAUGGAAAAAUCAUCCUAUUCUGACUGGCUGAUUAAUAACAGCAUUGCAGAGCUGGUCGCCUCCACUGGGCUUCCUGUGAAUAUCAGCGAUGCCUACCAAGACCCACGCUUCGAUGCUGAAGCAGAUCAGUUCUCUGGCUUCCAUAUUAGAUCUGUCCUGUGUGUCCCUAUCUGGAACAGUAACCACCAAAUCAUAGGUGUGGCUCAGGUCUUGAACAGGUUAGAUGGAAAACCAUUUGAUGAUGCAGAUCAGAGGCUGUUUGAGGCAUUUGUGAUAUUCUGUGGACUGGGAAUCAAUAACACCAUUAUGUAUGACCAAGUGAAGAAGUCCUGGGCCAAACAGUCUGUCGCUUUGGAUGUGCUGUCAUAUCAUGCCACUUGCUCAAAGACUGAGGUGGAUAAGUUUAAGGCAGCAAACAUCCCUCUGGUGUGUGAACUGGGCAUUGAUAAACUAUCGUUUGAUGACUUCUCUCUGGAUGUGGAUGCCAUGGUCACUGCAGCUCUGCGGAUGUUUAUGGAGCUGGGAAUGGUGCAGAAAUUCAAAAUAGACUAUGAGACACUUUGUCGGUGGCUGUUGACCGUGAGGAAGAACUAUCGCAUGGUUCUGUAUCAUAACUGGAGACAUGCAUUCAACGUUUGCCAGUGCAUGUUUUCCAUGCUGACAACGGCCGGCUUUCAGGAGACUCUGACUGAGAUGGAGAUGCUGGCUCUGAUAGUGGGCUGCAUCUGCCAUGAUCUGGACCACAGAGGAACCAACAAUGCUUUCCAGGCCAAGACGGGAUCAGCUCUCUCUCUUCUUUACGGGACAUCCGCCACACUAGAGCACCAUCACUUCAACCAUGCUGUUAUGAUCCUGCAGAGCGAGGGACACAAUAUUUUCUCUAACCUGUCUUCCCAUGAGUAUGGAGAACUCAUGCAGCUCCUAAAACAAUCCAUACUGGCCACAGACCUAACACUCUACUUCCAGAACAGAAACUCCUUUUUUGAGCUGGUGAAUAAAGGGGAAUACAACUGGAAUGUGAAGGAACACAGAGACAUGUGCAGGUCGAUGUUGAUGACAGCGUGUGAUCUGGGUGCUGUCACGAAACCCUGGGAGAUAUCACGCAAGGUUGCAGAGCUGGUGACUAGUGAGUUUUUCGAGCAGGGAGACAGAGAGCGAUCAGAACUGAAACUGACUCCCUCGGCGAUAUUUGACCGAAACCGCAAAGAUGAGCUGCCAGGUCUACAGCUGGAGUGGAUUGAUGGAAUCUGUGCGCCGCUGUAUGAGACAUUUGCCAAAUUAAACCCCAAACUACAGCCAAUGAUUGACUUGAUCAAGGCCAAUCGUGCCAAAUGGGAAGAGCUACACCACAGACACCAGCGCAGCCAGGAAACCACCGGUCCUGGCAGUCCACGUAACGCAGACGCCACGGCAACCAGCUGCAGCUGCGCAGGCCCCAGCGACUCUCUCUGACCCGCAGCAAUGCAGACGGAAGGAGUUUUGACCUCUGCUGCACGCUUCAGACCAGCAGCCAUUACCUCACUAGCGCCCUCUAUCGGGCAUUUGCUCUAUCUGUGAGCACUUCAGGCAACUGCGACCGAGUUUGCAUCCGUCUCCACAGUGCAAAGACUGCACGUUUAGCUAGC
Messenger RNA from Sinocyclocheilus rhinocerous, 2087 nucleotides. RefSeq names its product dual 3',5'-cyclic-AMP and -GMP phosphodiesterase 11A-like. The coding region runs from base 1 to 1914 and encodes 637 amino acids. The record is from RefSeq and is a predicted model, not a curated record. The transcript is spliced from 19 exons. Gene Ontology annotation, molecular function: protein binding; 3',5'-cyclic-nucleotide phosphodiesterase activity. NCBI's taxonomy places the organism in Eukaryota, Metazoa, Chordata, Actinopteri, Cypriniformes, Cyprinidae. Gene Ontology annotation, biological process: signal transduction.